CGAUAACUAGCACUUGCGUCCGUUGAACCGACGAGGAAUACGACAGGAGGAAAUCUAGGGUUUACGUUUACCUUCCCCCGUAAUCGAGAUCCAAGCAGCUGAAAGACUACUCUCUUAUUCGUUUGCGAGUGGCCGCGGGCGUUGCUCGGAGACAUCGGACUGGGCCGACUUCGUGUGCUAUCCAUGAAGCAUUGUCUUUUCAUUUGGGAAGGUUCGCUAAUAUCUGCGUAAGAUUGAUUCGUGUAGAAGCGUUGUUGGUGUUUGAAGAGAUGUAUGGCCAAGGUAACUAUGCUCAGUUUCGCCCUGCUCCUCCCAACCAGCCGGCGCCUCCUGUGCAGCCACCAGCUCCUGGACCUCCUCCUCGGGCAAUCUAUCAUGGUCCUCCUUUUCUCACACAGAGCCAUCAAAUUCCUCCCCGCCCUCUCCCUCCAGCUCUUGCAGUUCCACCGUCUCAAAACAUCCCCCCACCUGCACCAGUAAACAUAGGGCUGUCCUAUGGGAAUAUACUUCCUCCUCCAUAUCCACCACAACCCCCUACAUACUCAACAUCUGUGCCAAGCCAUGGUACUGCUCAUGUUCCACCACCUCCUUCACAGGGUCAAGCAUUGUACCAAAUUCCACCACCUCCUUCUCAGGGCCAAGCAUUGUACCAAAUUCCACCACCUCCUUCACAGGGUCAAGCAUUGUACCAAAUUCCACCACCUCCUCCAUUCGCUAAUAUUCAGCAUGUACCCAUUCCUCAUUCUCAACCUCCUAGUUAUUUUCCAGUAACUGCUGCUCCGUUCUCAUAUUCUGGAAGUGUGGCUAGUGGACAUGAUGCCCAGCCGCCUUCUCUUCCACCACCUCCCCCUCCCCCUCCCCCAUCUUCGCCUCCACCUGUUCCUCCAUCACCUCCUUCAGUGGUGUUUCUGGGUGUGGAUGAUGUAGUUGUUUCCAGUGGUUCUACACCUCCUAUACUAGGAGGAAGCUCCUUAGAAGGUGCAGCUAUCGAUGCUAGAGCUACAUCUGCGAAGUCAACUGACAAUUCAUAUCUAGACCACACAUUUCAUGUUGGCAAGCAUAUUAAUGUUAGCAAGAAGAUUGCUGGGGAUGAUGAAUCAUCUAGGAACCUUUUAUCAACAUCACCAGAGCCAAUCAAAGAAGUAGCUCUCCAGCAAUGUUCUGUAUCACUAAAUUCAUCCAAAGAGGACUUGCCUUUUGAAGCUAUUAGCGUUGACAAUGAUCAAAGAAAUAGUUCUCCAGCUUCAUCAGACAUGGAUAUGGAAGAUGAUGAUGGUGGCCAACUAGAAAGUGUAACUGGUCACAACAUAUUGAAGAAGGAACCAGUUGGAGUACCAACAGAGGUAGCUGAUGAAGGAGGCAGCAGAUGUGCUUCACAAUCACUUCCUAAUACAAAAGAGAAGUUCACUUCCACAAAUAUCCCACAAAGUUCUUCAGACUACACAGAUGUCAGCCCAGUCAGAUCAUCUCCUGGUGAUGCUGAGUGUUAUGAAGCUACAGAAGUUCCUGCAGUGUUCAUUAAAGCUAAAAGUCCCUUUCGACUUAUACAAGGAUAUGCUUCAGAUGAAAGUGAAGAAAAAGAUGGGGGAGAUGAGAUUGAUGUUGAUUCUUCUAUGAGAGCUUCAUCUCUUGCAGACCUACCAACGAUCCACACAGAUAACAAAUUUGAGUUGAAAUUUGCAUCACCAAGUAUUCCUCAGGGAACUAUUGAAGAAAACUUGGAUAGGGUGGAAAAAAAUGUUGAACCUUCUAAGGAUCAUGAUAUCGUUGGAACCGAUGGUCUGGAUAUUGACCAACUGGAAAAGCUGCAGCCUGAGGAUGCAAGACAGGAUUCUGAUAAGCCAAAGCUAGAUGAGUUUGGAAGACUUGUAAGAGAAGGUGUCAGCGAUAGCGAUUCUGAUGACAUGCAAUAUGAUGAUAGGCAUGAAACCAGACGUGGGAGUUCAAGCCAUUGGUCUCCUCACGAAGGUAGUAGGCACAGAUGGAACCACAGUCCUAGACGAAGGGACAACAAGAACAAUUCUCCACGCCAUUCAUUGGUGAUGCCUUUUAGACACGCUAAUAAAUUCUCAAGGAGGGAUAAGGAGCAACGUCCUGAGUGUUUCAACUUUGUUCGAGGCAGAUGUGUUCAUGGUGCAUCUUGUCGUUUUCUCCAUCCUGAUUUCUCUCGCAUUAAGACAAUGCACAAAAUUCACCGGGAUCCUAGCAGACAAUCUUCCACCUUCGAUGUGCAUGGUCAUGCUUCAGAUCAAGAGAGAGAUCAUUCUUCAUCAAAAAAAGAUAAUCAUGAGUUUGACAAGCUUCGGCAAGAGGGAACAGAGGAAAUUUAUACCAAACAUGCUGAAUCAAAUAUCAAUACUACAAAAUAUGGAGAUGAUAAAAAGGUUUCACCAGGUUCAGUGAUAGAAAGUGGACUAUUGAAGCAAGUCCAUGAUGAUGUUAAGCAAGAGGAUACCAAUCAGGGCUUUCUUGAUGGAAGAGGUUUUCAUUUGGGCACACAAAAGGUGAGAAAGUUGUCAGAAACAUCUAAUUCUAGUGGUGGAGACAGAGAAGAAACAUUACUUGAAUCUGACAAUUCUAAGCUGGUAAAAAAUGUGGCAUAUCAGGCUUCACCUGUUGCUUUACUGGAACAAACUGAACGAGUUUUGCAAGGAAGCCCAGCAAGUCAAUCACACGAAAAGCAGGUUAUGUUGAACCAAAUCUCAUAUGAAUGUCUAAAUGAGAAAGAGGUUCAAGUUUCCAAAUUCUCUGCCCCAGAUAACUCUCAGUUGCAAUCUCAUAUUCAGGAGCAUACUUCCUUUGCUAUCCCAACUGUUAACAUGAGUCCAUUGGCUUCACGGCAACACACACCAAGUCAGACAACAGCUAUAGUCAGUCAGUUGCAGCCUUCUGAAUCAGAUAUGCUCCUUCCUGGUCAACAUCAAAUAGCCAGUGAGCAAUAUGCUCAAAAUAUUCAUGCUCCAAAUGUCAUAAGCUCAAACUUUCACAUGCCAACUAUUUCUCAAGGGAAUGAAUUGACAACGAGAACUUCCAUUUCCACAAUGGAGCAUCCUCAAUUGCAUCAACAAAAUGUGUUUCCACCUAGAAAUGACUUUGCUCAUCCCUCAUCGAUGCCUAAUUUUGGAUGGGAGUUUAGUCGUCCACAAUCAAUUGACUUUAACUAUCAUCCUUUAUAUCAUACAGAAUCAUCUCAUCAACCUCCAGUACACUUGGAUAAAUACAAGCAUAAUUUUCCCAUGGGUGUUUCACAGGAUCUACCAUUCCGUGGUGAAGCCCAGAUUCUGGGCCAAGAAGGUUCUGAAAUAUUUAAUGCACAGCAGAGAGAAUAUCACAUCCGUCACAAGUCUUUUGUUCUUGGAGAGAUUCAAAUUCCGUCAUCAGGUCAAAUACCUAGCUCAUUUCCUCAUGGAAGUUCUGUGCAUCUUCAAUCAUUACCUUUGGCUGGGGAAUCCUUUCCUAAUGCAAAGUCUGUUCCAGGGGAUCUUUUGCAAUCAAGGCUUCUUACCAAGCAAGAAUAUUCUUCUGUCAAGGAUUUGCCUUAUUCCAAUCAACAUAAAUCCUUUGCUUGGCAACAUGACACAGGCAGUCGCUUUCCUUCGGCUGUUAGUGGCCACAGCUUGGUUGAUCCCUCUGUUCAGAAAGUUCGACCAGAAGAUAAUCUGCCACCUCCAAUAUCUGGCAUCACCAUGCCUAAAAUGCCAAUCUCAAUGCACCACAACCCAUUUGCCUCAACUUUUGAACAGGGACCUUCAACUAUAAGACUUGGCUAUGAUGUUUCUGAUUUAGGGCCAAGAUUAAAACCUUCACUACCAAAUUUCAGAUCGACAGAGGAACAGAGUUCACCGAACAUUACUGGUUAUGCUCUUGAAACUUCUGGAGUCCCACCUCAUUUUCCAAGGAGGUUUGUCAGGGAACCAACAGGAGAUACCUUGUAUGAUCCACUAUUUGAUAGCAUUGAACCUUCUUCUGGCACACUCAAGAAGUUAGUUCAUGCUCAAAAGCAAGGACAAUCUUCUACUGAUGCGUGUUCAGUUUUGAAAUUCAGUAGCUUGUCCAGGGCUGAAGAUGUUCCACACUACGAGGAUAGAAGGGUUGGGGCUAUUGAACUUAAAUCUGUAGUCGAUGACUCCACUGAGGCGGCAACUGAUGCUGAAGUGGGGGUUGUGGAGAAUGAUAGUCCACAGCUAAUUGAUGGACCAGAUUGGAGUCCUGACAAUGCUGCUGAGCUGGCUAAUACUGGUGCUGGAGAAAUUGAGAUUGAUCAGGUUCAUUCACCUGGCAAGAAAGCUAAGUCAAAGGAAUUGAGAUCGAUGAAGCUUUUUAAGAUUGCACUUGCAGAAUUUGUCAAGGAAGUCUUGAAGCCAUCAUGGCGGCAAGGUAAUAUGAGCAAAGAAGCAUUCAAAACAAUUGUAAAGAAGACUGUGGAUAAAGUGUCUAGAUCAGUGCCAACCCGUCAGAUUCCUAAGACACAGGCAAAGAUCAACCAAUAUGUUGAGUCAUCCCAGAGAAAGUUGACCAAGCUGGUUAUGGGCUAUGUUGACAAGUAUGUUAAGAUGUAAAUAUUUAUCUUUCCAUUACAAGUUCUCUUUAUGAAUUAGAGAAUCUUUCUGCAGCAGCAAUAAGAUUGACCAAUCCAACGAGGUUAUUAUGUUCCUUGAACUUUACAUUGACCUGGCACUUGAGUGCUAAACAUGUAUGUUCACAUAUCUGCAUUGUAACUUAUCACGACUGUUUCCUGGCUGAUUGGAAUUUGAUAUUUUAGUCUGUAAAUAGUGUGAUACUGAUUUAAUUUGUUCUUUUGUAAUGGUUUCUUCUUUCA
This is a messenger RNA of Zingiber officinale, 4819 nucleotides long. RefSeq lists its product as uncharacterized. The record is from RefSeq and is a predicted model, not a curated record. Bases 270 to 4559 code for a protein of 1429 amino acids. Lineage: Eukaryota; Viridiplantae; Streptophyta; Magnoliopsida; Zingiberales; Zingiberaceae. Gene Ontology annotation, molecular function: metal ion binding. The transcript is spliced from 8 exons.